Molecule: messenger RNA, 927 nt
Organism: Suillus discolor
Lineage: Eukaryota; Fungi; Basidiomycota; Agaricomycetes; Boletales; Suillaceae
Exons: 6
Coding region: 1-927 (308 amino acids)
Source: RefSeq, a predicted model, not a curated record
AUGCCUCGCACACGGACUAUUAACAAGCCUUCUCUAGGAACCAAGAAGAAAUUCCGAGCACUACAGAGGCAAGUUGAUGCCAAUGAGCGGGAGGUACAACAUGUGAUGCGUGAGAAAGAGGCCCGCAAGAAACUCAAGGCGUGUCAGAAGAAGGGUGCAAUUAUGCGUCCUGAUGGCACUGCCGGACGACAUUUCAAUUUACAGCACGCUAUGAAUCUGGAUGAUAGGGAUACCGUGUAUAAGAAAAUUCGAUACAAGAUCAUCGAAAUCGCCAAGGACAAUGGUCUACGCCUCGAGACCACCAUUAGAUACCAGCCGCCAACGCUACUAGGCACCAUAAUCACAUUGGCCAUGCUCGAAAUCCCAUACCUCACACACUUUAAGGACGGCUGGCCCGUCAAAGAUUUUUUGCAACAAUUCUUACGAAAUCACGCCAACUAUAGGAGAAGGAUGGGUUAUGACGCGCCCAGCUCAAACAAGAUCACACUCUCAAGCCAUAACAAGUCGACUCGGACGCAUACAUCCACUGGCCGUGCGAAGUUGCCAGCUCCUGCAGCUCACUCUGACUCAGAUGAUAGUAGCGAGACGGACCCUGGAUCAGAUGAAGAAUUGGACUCCGAGGAGAUUGGGCCAGGAAGUGAGGGAGGUCUGCCUGCUGAUAUUGCAGAGCUCUUCAAGAAACGAGUCGAGGAUUUUUUGAAAGCCAAACGGGCAAAGGAGGCACUCCAAGCACCUCGCACUGACCCUCAGGUAAACAAAAGGCCCAUGACAGCAGCCAAGACUCGUAUUAGCGGUACAUCCAAAGUCACAAGAACCAGUAAGAAGGCCAAGACCAUGGCUCCACAGCCUCGUAGUAGCGGUGAGACUGCCAUGGCAACAACACCAGUAAGUGACCUCGACAAACCCAUGUGUAACUUACCUCCAUGA